AUCAAAGAUGGCGGGAGCCUCCGACCCACUGGAGGACAUGCUCUUCAAUGAGGUGGAUGAGAAAGCAGUUAGCGACCUAGUUGGCUCUCUGGAAUCACAGCUGGGCGACCGAAAGGCACCCGGGGCGUCUUAUUCCGACGGGAAACGGGACGCAGCUCCGCCGCCGGUUACACACUUCUCAGGAAAAGUGCGCGAGCCACCGGGGUCUGUGGAGCCGCAACAAGGGCAUCAGAAAGCGGGGUUAACCGGAGAACAGGGCGCUAAUGAGUCGCUUUCCGGUAAACCUCUCACCUCCUCUACCUCCUCUGUGUCCGCCGGGGCCGUGACUCCCGCCGCAGUUGCUCCUCAGACAGUCGGAGCUUCACCGACCGUCCCCCCCGCACCGGGACCCGGAACUUUGAGCACUCAGUCCGGGGCUGCUAGCUUCCCCCGAGCGGCGGUCCAGGGUCCGAGCACCACCACCGGCCCCCCGGGGGAGGCGAUCCGGACCGCGUCUCCCGGAGUACAAAGUUUGAACGGCAGCCCCGGAGCUGUGAAGUUGGUGAACUCCCCCGCAGCCCCCCCAGCGGUCGGGAGCGGGUCUGUUAUCAGCACUGUCAGUCCCGGGGGGUCCACGAUCAUCGCCCCCAUGGCCUCACAGCCCGGGUUCCCCGGACACCCACAGACCUCAGCGGUGACCCCUGGUGGACCCCUGCAGAGACACACUGGCCCAGUGACCCAGAAUGGAGUGGACCCCAAAGGAGCCCCACUGGUGGUCCCGGGUGCACCCUCGCCUCAGGUCCUGAACCACAGCACGGCCCCUCUGCACACCAAGGUACUGCUGCCCACCCAGCCCACCUCCGGGAGCUCCGUCAUCCUGACCAGCACCCCCCCUCUCACCGCUCAGUCCCCCGUCAGUCAGACCCAGACAGGGCCCAGUCCGGCUCCCGGGGGCAUGAAGACCACCGUGAAUGGGGUGGCCCCGCCCACUGUGGCCUUGGUAAGACCACCAGGCGUAGCUGUGGGGGCCACCUCCGUCCAGCAACAGAGGCCUGGGCUGGUGGCUACACCCACCAGAGCGGCGGCCCCUCAGCCCCAGAUUGCGGUCCGGCCUCAGCAGCAGACCACCAUCCAGCUGCCCCCCGGGUUCUCCAUGCCGCCAGGUAUGGUUCUGGUCCGGACCGAGACCGGUCAGCUGGUGAUGGUCCCUCAGCAGGUCCUGGCUCAGGCUCAGGCAAAGACGCAGCAGAGCCAGACGGUCGGCAAUAUCACACAGAGACCAGCCACGCCAACCGCCGCAGCCACCAUCCGAGUUUCCACCGCCUCCACGGUUCCUCAGACAGUCCGUUUAGCUACCCCUGCUCAGACCAGAAUGGUUCAUUCUCCCUCCACCAACACAGUUCAGAAGGCCAUCACGGUGGCUCCUGGCGGUGCUGCGGUGUCGGUGAAGAUGACCCCCCCUCAGAAGGCCCAGACCGUGAUCACAGCAGGCGGGACGCCUACGGCCAAACCAGCCGGAGUCCCCACUACCCCCCAUACCAGCACGCCGCCCACCACUACCACCACGCCAGCUAACAGAGUCACAGUGGUGUCACAGGAAAUGCAAGAAAACGUGAAGAAAUGCAAGAACUUCCUCGCCACGCUCAUCAAGCUGGCAUCCCACAACUCGCCCUCCCCAGAUACCUCCAAGAAUGUGAAGGCCCUGGUGCAGGACCUGCUGGAUGCAAAGAUCGAGCCUGAGGAGUUCACCACUCGGCUGCAGGCUGAGCUCAAGUCCUCCCCACAGCCCUACCUCAUCCCCUUCCUCAAGAAAAGUCUCCCUGCUCUCCGUCAGUCUCUGCUCAGCAGUCAGCAGUCCCUGGUGACCCCGAGCACAUCAGUGCCCCCCCUUGCUGCCCCCGGCUCCGUCACCACAACCGCCAUCAGACCACGCCUACCCAUCAGCCCGGCCAGCAGCACAGUCAGACUGAACCCGCCGCUCACCAACACUCUGGCUGUGAACAGAGCAGGUGCUCAGAGCGUUCAGACCCGCUCACCUGUCGUCUUCAGUCAAAGUAUCAGACCUCAAGGGAAUCUCGUUAGAGGACCUACAACUAUCAUCGGAAAAAGUCCUGUUAACCUUGCAGCUCAGGCCAAUCAGAGGAAGCUGAGUGACCCUGGGGGCGGGACUUUCAGAGAUGACGAUGACAUCAACGAUGUGGCGUCCAUGGCUGGCGUCAACCUUAACGAGGAAAACGCCCGUAUCCUAGCAACCAGCUCUGAGCUGGUAGGGACAAAGAUCAGGUCGUGUAAAGACGAGUCCUUCCUGCCCACCGGCCUGCUGCACCGGCGCAUCCUGGACACAGCUAAGAAGCUCGGUGUGAGCGAGGUUCCCCUGGAGGUGGUUAACUUCAUCUCCCAUGCCACCCAGUCCAGACUGCGCUCGCUGCUUGAGAAGGUUUCAGCCGUCGCUCAGCACCGAGCGGACGGGGGCAAGGAUGAAGAGCAUCACGAGCCGACGUCGGACGUUCGCUCUCAGCUGCGUUUCUUUGAGCAGUUGGAGCGGAUGGAGAAACAGAGGAAAGACGAGCAGGAGAGAGAGAUCCUGCUGAAGGCUGCCAAGAGUCGAGCGAGACAAGAAGAUCCCGAGCAGGCUCGCCUGAAGCAGAAGGCUAAAGAGAUGCAACAGCAGGAGCUGGCUCAGAUGAGACAACGAGACGCCAACCUCACAGCGCUCGCCGCCAUCGGGCCGCGCAAGAAACGCAAAAUGGACUCACCGGGGGGGUCGACGGCUGGCACAGAGGUGGCGUCAGGCUCGGGUGCAGGCUCCUCCUCCUCGCCGGCCUCCUCACGCCAGCAGCUCCGUCAGCGGAUCACACGAGUUAACCUCAGGGACUUCAUCUUCUGUCUGGAGCAGGACCGCACCACGGCUCGCUCUCUGACGCUCUACAAGGCUCUGCUGAAAUGAGGAGCCCCCUGCCCCCCCACCCUCCCCCGCUCGCUCACGUCCUCUGAGGUGGUUCAUGGUCGCCGUUCAUUCUGACUCCUGCAGCAUCGUCUACUGAUCAGUUUGUCCUCCUCAAGUGUUCUUAGGGUUGUCACAAUACCAGAUUUUUAAACUUCAGUACCAAUCAGGAUCGAAACGUGUUGAUACCAUGGCAACAGAAACGGAAGUCCUGGACACUCGGAGUUUGGUCAUUUAUUGUUUUUAAUUAUGGAAAGUCAUGAUGAUGUUAAAAAUGAAUCCUGAGGUGAAGAACGUUCAGAGUGAUGUCAGACUGAGAGAUGAGCUGCUCAGGUCGUACCUGAACAGGUGUCUUCACAGCUCACAUAUUUAUGGACUGAUCCGGCUGCACUCGCUGAAAGUCGCAGGAUCCUAAACGUGUUUUUAGAGUUUGGAACGUUCACGUCAAACCGUCAGAUUUUAAACUUAUCAUAAAUCAUGAAGAUGUUUUUUUUUUAUCGAGCAUCAUGUCGUCAUCAGAACGAUGUGACCCCACGCAAAGUUCUGAUGAACGACACAGAAGGUGUUUAGAGAGAGAGAGAGUGUGUGUGUGUGAGUGAGUGAACAGUUGUUGCAGGCUUGUGGGAUAAGGAUGCUGACUGACACAUAGGAACAGUUAAAGGAACGGUUCAACAUACAGAUGAAUCCUCUUUUCUACAGAGCAGAUUAGCUUAGCACAAAGACUGGAAACGAGUGGAACCUGCUAGCCUGGCCUCAGUGAACUCAGAUCUGGAUUCUCUCGUAGGUUAUGAGUAAAAAUGUUUCCUGUGGAGCCGUGAGCCAGUGUUUUGGAUGAAACGGUGUCCAUGUUUACAUGUCUCCUCGUCUUUGUGUAACUUCCUGGUUCUCACAGCUGCUGUCGCUUUAAGAAGCUUCUGAAUCUGUUUUCAAAAAAACCUUGAGAACGUUUCAGUACCAAAACAUCACCAUUAACCCUUUUCAGAAUACGUUUCUCCAAAAGCACCGUGACUAAGCCCAGCCGUCAUCACGUCUUAUUACUUUCUUACUGAUUCCACGACGCCGUAAUAUCUGCGUCCCAGUCUGUGAGGUCACAUUGUUUCGGCUUUGUGGAAGCACGGCACAGCGGGAGCUCCACAUACAAACUCAGUCAGACAUGCACACACACAGCGCUGUUCUCCCCCGCUGGCUCAGCUGAUCCCGUCUCUCCUCUGUAACGCCUCUGAAGACGGUACAGAGGGGGGGGUCACUUCCUCCCCACAUUACGCCGCCAUGACAUUCAGACUGAAGGAGAAACAUCGGCGGUAAAAAUCACAGCUUGAAACGGCGCUCUGAACAGAGCUACGUCACUGCAGGAUUUAACCUGCUAUAUUUGACGUUUUCUAUCCUCUCAUGUACGGAAACCCCAAGUGGACAAACCUUUAAUUCUACUGUGUUUUCCAAUAUGAUCUCAAGAAAACAAGUCGUGAGACAGUCAGUGCGUGAUCUCGGGUUGACGUGAUGACUACAUCAAGAUCUGAACAAACAAAAUGGCCAACUUUUAAUAACCUUUUGUUGAAAUUGAUCGAACAAAUUAUAUUGUUUUUAAAAAUGUGUCAUCAAAAAGAUCACAUGUACCAAACCGUCGCCAUGAACCUUUGAACACAGCCAUGCUAACUUUCAUCCUGUUUUUUCAUGCUAAGCUAAACUAGCUUUUUCACUGUUUCCAUGAUUUAUGCUAAGGUAGCAGUUCCCCAAGUUAAGCUGUCAUCAUUAUUAUGCUGAUCUAAACUGUUUCCAUCAGUAAUUAGUCUUUAUGCUAAGCUAAACUAGCCUUCUCCACCAGCAUUGUCAUUAUGCAAAGCUAAAUCGGCGUAUCCUCUCCGUGAUCAGUCUUAGUGCUAAGCUAAAUAAGCUUUUUCCACCAAGUUCUGAGUCAUCAAGCUAACAUAAAGUAUCUCUGUUUCCUUCUGUCAUGCUAAGCUUAGCUAGCAGUUUGUCUGGUUUAUUUUCAUUAUGCUAAGCUAAAACAGCUUUUAAGUAUUUUUUGUCUUCAUGCUAAGCUUAACUAUCCUUUCCACAUUAUGUGUCACAGUCAUUUUGCUUCUUAUGUCAAGCACUAUGACAAAUAACUGGAUGAAAGGCUGAUUAAGCUUAGCAUAGCUUAGCUGUUCUUUAGUCAUUAUGCUGAGCUCAGAAAGCCUUUUCAGACAGUUGAAGGACUUCAUGCUAAGCUAAACUAGCUGUUUCCAUCUUUACAGUCAUUAAUCUAAGUUAGCUAGUUAAGCAAGAAAUACAAGACAUUUUAGGAAACUGCUAGCUUGUCUGUAAUCUGUGAUUUGGCUUUUUUCAACUUUUUUAAACAUUAUGCUAAGCUAAACAAGCAAUUUUCUCCAGUUUCUUGUCAUUUUGCUGAUUUAAAGUAUUUGUUAGCCAGUAUGCAAUUCUCAAAACAAUUUCCAGCCAGAAUAUAGUCACUAUGCUAAUUUAAAAAGUGUUUUCGGUGUUUCCAGUCUUUAAACCAAGCUAGCAGUUUCUUGUCAUUACACCAAACUGAAGUAGCUUUUUCCCUAGUUUAUUGUCGUAGUAUGACAAGAUAAUGGAAGAAUCUGCUAGCUUAGCUGGGUAUAAUGACCUCUAAUAAAGGGAAACUGCUAUUUUAGCACUUAGCAUGAAGGCUAAAAACUGUCUGAAAAGGCUAUUUGAGCCUAGCAAAAUGACUAAAACCUGCUGGAAAAGGCUAGUUUAGCUUAGCAUAAAGACUAACAAAUAGUGAAAAAAAGAUGGAUUAGUUUAGCAUAAUGACCAGAUAAUUGAAGGACAGUGCUAGCUUGUUUCCAUCUAUUAUCAGUCAUUAGUCUUAGGUUAACCUUUUUUGGAUUUUAAGCAUUAUGCUAAGCUAAAGUAGCUUAUGCUAACUGAAGCUAACCCUGUGCUGUCUGUCUGUUCAUGGUUCUCACAGACAUGAUCGCAUCAUGAUUCUGAAACAUCAAGAGAAGAGGAUAAUUUAAAUGUUGAACUGCGCCUUUAACUCGUGAAUUACAGUUUUUUUUUUAGUUUCCGUUGCUCGUCACAGGGAGCUGGUUCUCCUUCACACUGUCAAACUCACUCGGGCUGCGUUCAUGAAGGCUAACAAACCACAGGUCAGACUACAUUCCUCCUCUUCGUCCCGCCACUUAGCUCAUCAUGCAGCUCGUCUCGAUCUGAAGCGUCGACCCCGUAGCGUUGAAGGUGAACCUGUCCGAGUAGUUGAAUAUGCAGUUUAUCUUCACAGUUUGAGAGUUUUGAAGCGGAUAUUCAAAGCGGUGUGUACAUUGAAGGUUUUUAACGCUUUAAAUGUCUCUCCCCUCAUAUCGGGCAUUUGGUUUGUAUAGUCUCUAGCUGAGCGACGCUGUGCUGGAUCUCCUGUAUAUUCAGUCACAGCGCCAUCUGUUGGAAGGACACAAUUUUUGCGACUAUUUAUAUUUCCUACAUUCUGUAUUCAAUCCUGACGCAUUUCAGGCAAUGCAAUUUUACAGUUGUUUGUACCUUUGCAAAAAAAAUGAAAUAAAGAAAAUGAGAAAGAA
Labrus mixtus (cuckoo wrasse) is the source of this 6465-nucleotide messenger RNA. Its product is annotated as transcription initiation factor TFIID subunit 4-like. Gene Ontology annotation, cellular component: transcription factor TFIID complex. Lineage: Eukaryota; Metazoa; Chordata; Actinopteri; Labriformes; Labridae. The record is from RefSeq and is a predicted model, not a curated record. Gene Ontology annotation, biological process: DNA-templated transcription; transcription initiation at RNA polymerase II promoter. The transcript is spliced from 16 exons. The coding region runs from base 8 to 2926 and encodes 972 amino acids. Gene Ontology annotation, molecular function: RNA polymerase II general transcription initiation factor activity; DNA binding; protein heterodimerization activity.